This is a messenger RNA of Owenia fusiformis, 1531 nucleotides long. The record is from the annotation of a GenBank genome assembly. NCBI's taxonomy places the organism in Eukaryota, Metazoa, Annelida, Polychaeta, Sabellida, Oweniidae.
ACCAAACAAAUGCUUCAAAACACUUUCACUGCAUACAAAGUUCAUUUUUAGUUUAAGACAACGUAUGACUUCGACAAAAACGGAUUUAAUAAAGUCUGAUAUAGGUGCGAGUGGGGCCUCCAAAAAUAGCUCGCAGCUCCACCACAGCUAUACGUCUCCAUCUCUAAGCAGUACACGCACCAUUGAACUUCGAUCUCAGAGACAAAAACAAAAGCGGACCCGGGCGAUCAGUUUAGUGUCAAGCUCACCGAACCUACAAUCAAUAGAUGAAAUAGAAGAAUUAUCUAUCCAACCUCGACGAAGAAAUAGAAAAACCCGUAAAAAACGAACCAGGAACGACAUAAUGGCGUUCAAUUGUAAGUUCCAAGUGCUCAUAUAUUUUGGUCUCGGAUCAGCCAUUUUGUGUUUUCUUACGGAAGCUGUUGCCAUGGGAACACCAUGGUGGAUAGUAGGAAUCUCUAAUAAAGACUUUGUUUAUAAUGUUGGACUUUGGCAGAUCUGCUUUGACAAUUACACCAACGGGACGGGAGAAUGUGUAAUUGUUGGAGACAACGAGGCUGAAAUAGAAGGAUACCUUCAAGAUUGGUUCGUGUUAUUCCAGAAACUCAUUCUUGGCUCUCUGUUUAUCAGCGUAUUCAAUGUAGGCGUGUCAUUGGCCUCGUUGAUCAAGGUGAACGCUUACACUUGUAACUUUGCCUUCUUCAUCACAAACCUGAUUCAAUUUUUGAGCUUUGCGAUAGCGUUUCUGUACGUGGCGUUUAAUGCAGCUGAUGGUGUUUUCGUCAUAGACUUUGGUUAUUCCAGUAUUCCCUCAGAGCUUUCAUAUUGUUUCUAUAUUUGUGGACUGGGAACAAUUUUAGCAUUCAUGGCUACGGUAUUUUUCUUGUGUGCAGCUUGUAGGAGCCCCGGCCUACAGACAUACAGAAUGUUGGUCGAGCAACAAGAAUAUGAAAGUUUUGAGGCAAAAAUUCGGCAAUCCCAAGCAGAUUUACUAGGCGAAAGCUCAGAUACACCUAUAGGUGGGAACACAAACGCAUCAUACCAGUUCUAAAUUAAAUGCUGUUUCGGUAAAAUAUACACUUCAAUCUCAAAGUUUGGCAACCCCUGACUUACCAUUGCAUGGAUAGCAUCUUAUGCCUGUUGAUGUUCUCAUUUCAAUUUCUAUAAGGUUGGAAAUGACGUAUGAUUAACUUGUUAAAAGAACACACUUGUGAAAAAAACGCUUUAACACGUGGUUUAAUGGGGAUUUCCAGUUUCCAAACUUUUGGAGGGAAGUGUAAUACACAAUGCAAAGUGAAGAAGACGAGAUGCUAUAAAGACACAAUAAUGGACAACAGUACAAUGCAAUAUUUUUAAGACGUAGCAGGGAUUAUAAUUAGAGACCUUCAUGCGGAAAUGAUAGUGACUCGGUGAUAACACUCCUGAUCACCGAGUCGUGAGACUAAUGCCUCUAGUCAGUCACACUUGAUCUACGGUAACCGUACGACGGCCGUACCUCCCCCAAAUCGAGAGAAAUAUGCUGCACAAAAUA